AUGUCUCAGUCCUUUCAGACUGUCUCUGUAAAUGCGAAUGGUUUUGCCAAUGUUAUGAAACAUUCUGCUUUUUCUAACAUUGUGUCAGCCCACUGUCUGCAUGCCUGGUUGAUUGCUGAGACCAAGUCUCAAUCCUCUGUGCACUUGUGCAUCAACAUACCAGACUAUAAGGUAUUUGAAUCUCCUGGUGUUAAAGCUGACAGAACCACCUCCAAAUGGGGUGUUGCGUUAGGUGUUACUGCAUCAUUGCAUUCACAAAUGGUCCUGCUGCCACCCCAACUGGCCGGAAGAGCUGUAUGCAUUGAUGUCAUUAUCCCCUCAGACUCUGGUAGGGGCUUUCCCCAUCACCUCGUGGGGGUAUAUGCUCCAUACAAUCCAGGGGGAGCUCCAAACCUGCAUGACACUCUUCAUGACUUUUGGGACCACAUUUACCACCUAUGUGCAACUGCUCAACACUCCUGGCAAGUCAUAGGUGACUUUAAUGCUACUCUUAUGUCAUCUGAGGUAAUGGGUGAAGCGACUGGUAAUAAUCAUGCAUGCACUGCAUACUGUCACUUCUUACAGCAGUCUCAUGGGAUUGAUACAUGUGAAAUCCAGAAUGAUAACGAUGCUCAUCAUGUGUUCACCCUCAAUGCCUACAAUGGCUCCUGUUGGUCCAUCAUUGACCAUUGUGUGCACUCUGCCCAUGGUAUUGAUAUCUCAGUCAUCUCCACUCCUCAGUCUUUUAUGCCUGGAACUGAUCAUCAGCUGAUAUCUUCAGCAAUUGUCUGCUCACCCCCAGCUGCCCUCAAUGCUUCAUCAUCCUUGUCAUCUGCAUGUCCUCAAGAUCAGUCCCCAUAUCCUCCCUGCUUCAUUGUCCCUAAAUGA
Molecule: messenger RNA, 867 nt
Organism: Desarmillaria tabescens
Lineage: Eukaryota; Fungi; Basidiomycota; Agaricomycetes; Agaricales; Physalacriaceae
Exons: 1
Coding region: 1-867 (288 amino acids)
Source: RefSeq, a predicted model, not a curated record